AUGCCGCCUAGUCCUGUUCACGCUACGACGUCUUCCCCAAGUGAAGACGACGAUUUGGAACUGAACUUGGACGAAGACUUUUUCGCCUCGCUGGAUGAGACCGCCUGGCAAAAACUAGAGCAGCACGCCGAGCCCGUAGAAACGGGACCGCCUGCUCACUGUAUACCUGGCCCCUCCUCGAGUCCUAUUGGCUUCCAGAAAGCGAAUGGAAAGCGUUUAGCACGGCCAAGUGCGCUGGCCAUGGAGCAAGCAGCGAAGCGGCUGCGCUUGCACGAAGACGACGUGGCCAGCGCCGACAUGAUGGACUCGACGUUUCAGCCUGCUUCGAGUGGAUCGUCAUCGUCUUUAUGCUCUCCCAAAACACCUUCUAUGAUACCCCAGCACGGCAGCUUUGUCGCGAAGGCAACAACGACGGCUACCCCUGCCAUGGCAACGCCACCACGCACGCCAGGGCCGAUGGGGCGCAAAACCCCACGCCCUCUCUCGCUGCAUCGCCGUACGACGUUGACACCCUCGCCUUUCCGAAAACCCGUAUUACUUGGUAUGACCCCGCGCUCGUUACGUACAGGACUUGGAUCACGAGCGAAUCCAGCGCCGUUCACGCCGCCCUUCAAAAAGGAAGCCCCACCGCCAAGCUCGCAACUUGCGUUAACCCAACCCCCAGCGACGCCCAAGCCCCCUCCUUGUGUAUAUGACAUGUCAGCGCGCGACACAUCACGCCUGACGUACCAGCAAGCUGGACUUUGCCCACGCCGGCAGACCGUGAGCACGGCGCAGCAGAGCGGUGUACCUGCUGAAGUGCGCAUUCUGUUAUGUGAGCCUACCAAGGCGUCGCAGUAUGUAUUUGCCGGCGUUGCGCCUGGUACGACCUGCGGGCCUGCCGAAGCGCUAUCGGCGCUCCACGAAGCGGGCGGUGUGCGUGCCAACCUCCCAUGGGUUACGAAUCACUGGUCGCUGCUUCUUUGGAAGUUGGCCGCGUACGUGGCCGCGAAUCCCGCUAGUGUGUCUACGUACUGGACCUUUGAUACUGUCGUGGAGCAGUUGCGGUACAGGUACGAACGGGAGUACCACCAAAAGCAGUACAGUGCGGUGAAGCAGCUUCAGGAACAGCUCACGCCACCGACGCGGCCCAUGGUCCUCUGUGUGCACCAGAUUCUGCGGUAUGACGACGCGGACGACGAGAGCGCAUCGGUAGUCUUGCAGCUGACUGAUGGCUGGUACAAAAUCCGUGCCGAAGUAGAUGCGCCUAUGCGGCGUGCCUUGGAGCGCGGCCGGCUGCGUGUCGGCCAGAAACUCGGGAUUAUGUAUGCAAAGCUUCGCUCGUUUGCGGAAGGCACACCUGUAUUGGAGGCCCUGCAUACGUCUGACUUGGUUCUCACUUCGAAUGCUACGUCGCUGGUGCGGUGGGAUACCAAGCUAGGUUUUUCUCGGACGCCCUAUUUCUCGAGUCUGGGCCGGCUUGUGCCCGAUGGCGGUAUGGUGGGCCUAUUAGAGGUCGUGAUUGAGCGAUUGUACCCGCUUGGCUAUCUGCAAGCUACGUUGGAUGCGCGUGGCGUGCCUGUGUACCACAACGAUCCUCAUAGUGAGGACGAGGAAAAGGAACGGGCAUCGGCUUGGGACCUACAAUGCCAGCACGCGAAAGAGGCGAUGGUCGUGGCUGCUCAGCGUUUGGACCGUGCCGCUGCGUGGCUUGAAGCGCGGUGUGCUCCUGUGGACUAUGAAGGGGUGGCGCGGCCUGACACGACGUCGCUUCUUACGACGCUGGAAUCCUGUGAGGGCGACCCAUGUGAGGUCCUAGCUUCGCUGGAGCGUGAUCGGCACAUUCCCCUGGCGAGUCUGGGCGGCGCGCUGUGUGCCAUUCGCGAGCGGAUCGCCGCGCUUAGCGCACCUGGCACGGACGCGUAUCAAGCUGCGCUAGAUGCACGGUGCCCCCCGCGGCAUGUUCGUGCGUUCCGUAUUGCGCGCGUGCGAGACGCUUACGCCCUUCGACGCGUCUGCCGUCGAAGUGUGCAGCUGACUGUGUGGAGUCCUCCACCCUUGACGGUUGGCGCGCGCUACCGUGUGUCGAGGGUGGUGCCGACCCAACUUCGUUCAUGGCGAGCGCGGGACACGCCAUCGGACGCGUUCCUUGCCACGACGAGCGAGUCGUGCUGGCGUCGCAUUGAGGCGCCGUAA
Malassezia pachydermatis is the source of this 2175-nucleotide messenger RNA. RefSeq names its product rad51-associated protein brh2. The record is from RefSeq and is a predicted model, not a curated record. Bases 1 to 2175 code for a protein of 724 amino acids. The transcript has 2 exons. NCBI's taxonomy places the organism in Eukaryota, Fungi, Basidiomycota, Malasseziomycetes, Malasseziales, Malasseziaceae. Gene Ontology annotation, biological process: regulation of DNA-templated transcription; double-strand break repair via homologous recombination.